This is a messenger RNA of Emiliania huxleyi CCMP1516, 1409 nucleotides long. Its product is annotated as putative Saccharopine dehydrogenase. The transcript is spliced from 5 exons. Gene Ontology annotation, cellular component: plasma membrane. The coding region runs from base 56 to 1363 and encodes 435 amino acids. Gene Ontology annotation, biological process: glycolipid biosynthetic process. NCBI's taxonomy places the organism in Eukaryota, Haptophyta, Isochrysidales, Noelaerhabdaceae. The record is from RefSeq and is a predicted model, not a curated record.
CGCUGGUGUCGGCGCGCUCUCGUCUUUGUGUCUUGUCUUUCGCACGGACACACACAUGCUCGACCUCGUCGUCUACGGCGCCACGGGCUUCACCGGCCGGCUCGUCGCCGCCUACCUGCGCCGCAGCGCGCCAUCGGGCCUGCGCUGGGCGCUCGCCGGCCGCGACGCAGCCCGCCUCGAGGCGGUCGCCGCCGAGAUUGAGGCGCAGCCCGGCCUGGCUGCCGGCGUGGGCGCGGCGCCGGUGUCGGUGCUGGGAGGCUGCGACGCGGACGAGGCGUCGGCGGCGCGCAUCGCCGGCGAGACGCGAGCCGUCCUGUCCACCGCCGGUCCCUUCUCAAAGUACUCGGACGCGCUCGUGGGUGCGUGUGCCGCGGGCGGCGUCUCGUACGUCGACAUCAACGGCGAGAUACCGUGGGUGGCGCGCGUGAUCGAGCGCCACGACGAGGCGGCGCGGGCGUCGGGCGCGCUCAUCGUGCCCAACUGCGGCUUCGACUCGGUGCCGUCCGACCUGUGCGCGCUGCGCGCGACGCGGCUGCUCGCGGACGGGACGGGCUCGGCGUGCGUGUCGGUGCAGGGCGUGAUGCACAUGACCGGCGCCAUGUCGGGCGGCACGAUCGAGACGGGCCUCGAGAUGGAGCGGCUCUACCCGGGCGAGCUGCGGCAGCCCUUCCGGCUCGGAGGCGCCUCGCGGCUCGCGCGCGGCGGCGAGGGCCCGAGCGACGCGGACCCGAGCGAGGAGCGGUACGACGGCACGCUGCGGCGGUGGCUCGCCCCCUUCGGCAUGGCGCGCAUCAACACGCGCGUCGUGCGCCGCUCUGCGGGCGAGCUCGACGCGUACGUCAACGUCGACGCGAGCCGCUUCCGCUACCGCGAGGAGCAGCUCUCCCCGGCAGGAGGGAGGGCGGCCGCGAAGAUGGCCAAGAACGCCGCCAUCCCGCCCGAGAAGCUGCGCGCGCUCGUCGAGGCUGGCCGGCUGCCCAAGCCAGGCGGCGGCCCGUCGGCAGAGAAGCGAGCAGCCUCCGCCUUCACCGCCCUCGCCCUCGCGCGCGCCGCGGACGGGAGUGCCGCCGCGUGCGGCCUCUCCGGCGGCGACCCGGGCUACGACGAGACGGCAAAGAUGGUUGCGGAGGCGGCGCUCUGCUUGGUGGCGGAGGAGCGGGCGGAGCUGCCGGCGGCGGCGCGCGGGGGGAGCGGCGUGCUCACGCCGGCCGCGGCGCUGGGCGGCGUCCUCGAGCGGAGGCUCGGCGGGGCGGGGCUGGUGUGGGAGGACGGGUACCCGCUGGGUAGCCUGCCGGGGGCGCCGGACGAGGAGGCCGAGGCGGCGGCGGUCGAGGCGGAGGCGGUGGCCAAGGAGGCUUGGUGAGGCCUGGUGAGAGGCGGCGGCGGCGGCGCGCUCAGCUGGUACUCGU